Messenger RNA from Austrofundulus limnaeus, 467 nucleotides. Its product is annotated as CD276 antigen. The transcript has 3 exons. Gene Ontology annotation, biological process: cell surface receptor signaling pathway; negative regulation of T cell proliferation; immune response. NCBI's taxonomy places the organism in Eukaryota, Metazoa, Chordata, Actinopteri, Cyprinodontiformes, Rivulidae. The record is from RefSeq and is a predicted model, not a curated record. Gene Ontology annotation, cellular component: external side of plasma membrane. The annotation marks the transcript as partial.
UGAUGUUCUGUUGGACCACGGUUCUGAUCAUCAGAACUUUACUGAACGUUGUGGUUUCUGCAGAACAAGAUGUUCCAGACUCUGAGGUGUUCUGUGUCUUCAUGGACAGCUGCAUCUUACCCUGCAGCUUCCAGAGCAGCAGAGACGAUGAUGUCAUCCACUGGUUUCAGGGGACAGGAAGACAGAUUCAUGUCCACUCGUUUUAUAACAACCAGGACCAGCUGGGUCUGCAGGACCAGAACUUCAGAAACAGAACCUCUCUGUUCCAGGAUCAGAUCUCCAGAGGAAACUGCUCCCUGCUGCUGAGAGGAGUGAAGGUUCAGGAUGAAGGCAGAUAUGAGUGGUACACCAACACCAUCUAUGGGAGCAGGAACUCAUUUGUCCACCUCAGAGUGGACGCUCCAGUCUCUGAGGUCCACAUGAGUCAGGAGGAGAACAGGAUCACCUGCAGCUCAGAGGGGAUCUAC